AUGAGCGACCGUGACCGCCACCGCGACAGAGAAAGAGACCGAAGACGAGACCGUGACGACCACCGCGAUAGAGACCGAGACCGUGAUCGUGACAAAGACGACCACCGCGAUAGAGACCGAGACCGUGAUCGUGACAAAGACGACCACCGCGAUAGAGACCGAGACCGUGACCGUGACAGAGCACGUAGCAAGAGAUCCCGCUCACGUUCACCCGACCGUGUACGCUCUCGCCACUCCCGCUCCCGUUCCCCCGCUGACCGUUCCCACCGUCGACGCCACCACCGAACGCCUUCCCCUGAUCCUCCCAGGAAGCGUCACCGAAGGGAUUCAGUCGAUGAAGAUCACAAAGACCACAAAGACACGAAGAAAGCGGUGUCUGACUUUGUAGACGGAAUUGCGAAGGAACAGAAGCAGCAGAAGAAUACAGAGAAUGGGGAAGAAGUUGAGGUGAACGAGGAUGAGUUGGAGAUGAUGAAGAUGAUGGGGAUUCCUGUUGGUUUUGACUCCACCAAGGGGAAGCCGGUGCCUGGUGCUGAUGUCAGCGGCAUUAGAGCGGUUACGAAACGCCAACCGAGGCAGUACAUGAAUCGGCGCGGCGGCUUCAAUCGUCCAUUGCCUGCUGAGAAGAAUCGCUAG
Vicia faba (fava bean) is the source of this 636-nucleotide messenger RNA. The record is from the annotation of a GenBank genome assembly. NCBI's taxonomy places the organism in Eukaryota, Viridiplantae, Streptophyta, Magnoliopsida, Fabales, Fabaceae.